Molecule: messenger RNA, 1740 nt
Organism: Puccinia triticina
Lineage: Eukaryota; Fungi; Basidiomycota; Pucciniomycetes; Pucciniales; Pucciniaceae
Exons: 5
Coding region: 1-1740 (579 amino acids)
Source: RefSeq, a predicted model, not a curated record
AUGUAUUCUUCGAAGGUUUUGUUGGGCGCGGUCUUGAUCUGCCCCGCCUUUGCUUGGGAGCGUCAUCUGCCACUGGAACCUGAAGCACUCGAUUUCAAUGGAUCAAUAUUUCCGCAGCAUCAUCCAUUGUUGAAAAGUCACGAGAAGGGGGGAAAUUCAGCCUCAGAUGCUAUGGGAGUUGUUGAAGAAGAAGAAAAUCCAACUCGGAGUAGUACUGGAAUUCGGCAAACACUGCAAAACCUUGGUUUUGACCAUUUGAUUGACCAGCAACACCUGAUCUUCCAGCCCCUGACUCCUCAACAAGCCACUAAGCUGAAAAAGACAUUGGCAGAAAAUGAGCAAAAGGUGGGAAGGCUUGGGAUUCAAGCUGUCAAACUUAGGGAAGCUUUCCAAGAUCUCCAAGCGACUUGGCCAGCACUCCACAAAGAAUAUACCGAUGAGCACACAAACCAAAAGCUUUUGAAUGCAAGAAUAAUGAUACAUGAGUUGGAUAAGAAGGUUGGAGAAUUGAUCACAUUGAAGCUCCUAGAGCUCGGAACAUUCUGUUUUCAAAAGCACAAAUAUAGCUCGAGGUAUUCCAAAAAUCAAACAUAUAAGCACAUCACUCAAUUACUCAACACUCUGGCACCAGAGCUCUUUGAUUCCAUCAGAGCCCCAGGAUUGGGUGGCUAUGUGGACUCACUUGUCAACUCCGUCAAGCAAAUAAUGGUUCAUCAUGAUGACCUUGCAUAUCCAUACCCAGAGAACCGAGCUGGAAAUAUGAGAGCAAAGAGAGAAUUCGAGUGGCUGUUCCAAAUCAUUGAAUUCUUGUUCACCAAUCACUUCAUCUCGAGGAAGGAUCUCCACCAACUGUUCAAGCACAACCAGGUCCUGCGCCUCUCAGCGGUCGACUUUUUCCGUGCGUCUCAAGACGGCUUAUCCGCACCUUUCUUACGGGAGCUGGCUCCUUCAUUCAUCACUGAUCAGUUUGUCUGGAGAGUCGAAUUCCACUUUCUUGCGGCGCUCAGCAAGGCGGUUAAAAAGAGAAUGGAUUUCGAAUUGCUGGUUUGGAAUUUGCAUGUUAAGGCUCGUAAAUCGGCCCAAAAGUAUCCACAGUGCAGUGCCACAGCGGAACUGGCCCGGUUCAUGGACUCUUUUGACCGGCAAACAUACGCACACCACAUCGUGAACAGCGUACGCACUAUGAAACCUAUGGUAGAUGGAGUCCGAUUCCGGCAAAACAUGCAACAAGAUGUCGACCAUCUUGUGCAUAUUUUCUUCCUGAUUAUGACCCGACCGAGCGCGAAAAAAGUGCGAAAAAUGGCGCCGCUGGUAUCCGAGCUCCUGGCUUUCAUCGACGAGCACAUAUGGCCGGGCGUCCUGCGCGCCGCAUUCCAAAAGCUAGGAAACAUGAGCGCCUCGUCGAAGUAUCUCGCGCUGCAAUUCGAGUUAGUUUUGGUUCCGGCAAGACUGGAUUACUGUAUGGCGAUGGCGCUCGAGCUCGACGCGUUCCUGCAUAACCUGAAAACCCAGGGCUCAAUAAUAAACCGAGGGUUGGCACGCACAAUGGUGGCGGAUUGCCGCGACAGAGGGCUUGCUUUAUAUGCCCAGACACGCAAAACGUACGAGACGAUGGCGUGGCGGUUCCAGGGUCUGUCAGGAUGGCUCAAACGCCAUCCUCGCGCCGGGAUGAUGAACAACGAGUUAUUUGCCUUGUGGAUCCAUGGAAUUUCUGCCAUGAUUGAUGAAUGGAUUGAUUGA